AUGUCACCAGUCCCCCCCCCUGACGCGCACGAAAGGAUCAUUGACUCAUUCUCCAACUCUUGGAUUCUGAAGGGCACCACCCUAACCCCCACCGCCAGUUGUCUCCAGUCCCUAUGCAGUUUCUGCGAGUCACGAAACGAACCUGACACCCUCAUAACUUUCCGCUUACCCGCCCCGGCACCCCCGCUCUUCAUCCACAAGUCGCGCUUGCUUCACGCGGGCGGCCCGUUGGCCGUCCUCGUCUCGGCAAACUUCCGCGAGAGUGCCGAGCGCCUCGUCGAACUGUCAGAUGAGGAUGACCCGGACUCCUUUGCUGCUAUUCGAGCCUUUCUGUAUGCCUGCCCGGUAGAGCUUGAUGACCGAAAACAUGGCGCUGUCUUUCGCAUAGCCGCAGCGGCUCAUAGAUGGCAGCUGCACGACUUGCUUCAAGGCAUCUGCGCGUAUGUCGUUGCCUUUAACCUUCUAGAUGACGAGGAAGCUCUUCUCUGCGCGGUCCCUGUUGUCGCCUUACCUGCCGUGGCACCUUCAUUUGUCGAGGUCUUCUGGAACCUUGUGGGCGUCUCCUUUUCGCGAUUCGCCAUGGUCCACACGGAAGCAAGCCACGCCGACGCCGGCGAGGAGCAUUUCAACGUCCGGGAGUGUCCCGGUUUCCCUGGAAUCUGGGAUCUAGCGCUGUCACAGUCUGCGCUGCCGACGCUGUUGCGCGCCUUAACGAAAACGAGGAACCAGGACAUACAAGCGCAGCUGCUGGACAUGUUGAUGCGCGAUCUGGAACCGCGCAUUGACGACGACGACACGACGCUCAAGCUACUCGAGAUGGUACGUCCCAUGUCGUUGCGCCAGCGCUACCUACUGGACGGCGCGAGGGACGCGCGUGAAGACUGCUCGCUACGCGCGCACCGGCUGCUGGCUAGGUCGCUUUUGGAGCCGUCGCAUGGCAGGUAUGAGAUGUCGUUUUCUUGGAUGGUGAACGUAUGGUCCAUCAUGCCGCGUUCCGAGUACUAUCUGUUUGGACCGGCUGGGACGAAUAGGAAAUCGUUGGAAGCAGAUUCGGAGGAAUGGAGGAGUCCGCAGAAGUUUUACGCUCAUUCGGCCAUACACCUGAUAGUGACGACGGAGGCACGGCCUCCCGUGGACAUGACGGUGACGGUGGAGCUGAGGGCUGGCGUGCUGCUUUCGCAGGAGUACAAGUAUUUGGAGAUUAUCAUGAGGAUUUUGGACGACAAAGAGUGUGUCUGCUGGGGCAAGAUGGGGCGAAAGCGGGGGGAGGUUUUAUAUAGAUUGGAAGAGACGGUCUGUUUGCCUGUGCGUGGCGAGAGGAAGGUGAAGUUUCAGAGAAACAUUGGGGAGGGCAUCUUCAAGAGGUUGCACGAAGCGCACAAAGCGUGGCGCCAGUGUCCCGUCGAAGUAGAGUUUAGCACGCGGGUGCUGCUGGAUGCGUGGCCCGAACCGGGGCCCGGAGGAGUUGAGUGA
Molecule: messenger RNA, 1473 nt
Organism: Chondrus crispus (carragheen)
Lineage: Eukaryota; Rhodophyta; Florideophyceae; Gigartinales; Gigartinaceae
Exons: 1
Coding region: 1-1473 (490 amino acids)
Source: RefSeq, a predicted model, not a curated record